AUGGAAGAGAUAAAAGAUCUGCCAAACCUCGAAGUCAAGCUUCCACCUUGGUACACCAGAAUCCAGCUAGCUCACACUCAGAUUGCAUCUGCAGUAGUGUUCAUGUCAUGCUUUAUAAUAGAAAUCUUCAACUUUUACCUUAGUCUGCUCAUUUUUUCAACUGACUCCUCAAACUACUUCGCUGUCGGUUUAUGCCUAAUAAGUAUCUUUACAGGUAUUUCCUGCCUCCUAGGCAUCGCUUUAUCUCGAGUUUUCAGCCUUUUUGACGUUUCCAAGCGUCUUUGGAAAAUAAUGAGUAUAAAUUUUGUGCUGAGCUUUAUCACUCUGGGAGUUGUCCAUAUCUACUUUGCUGCUACUGUUUCAGCUUAUAAAUCCUCACUUUUAUCAGAACUCUCUGACCCUUCUUCUUGUGAGAACUCAGAGACCUUUACAAGUCUUGCUAUGGUCUACCACGAAGCUGAUAGCUCAGGAUGCAGAGGGGAUCUCUCACAAUGUUCAUGCUACCAACAAGGAAAAUGUUUCCAAGGAAUGGAUAAAGACAUAAACACUGUUAAAAAAAUUGAAAAAACCUUUAAGUGUGGCGGGAUCUGUGUUUAUGAUAAUCCUAUUUUCUAUUCUGGAAAGGCUGAUGAUAGCUGCAUUGAUCAAAUUCAUGAUGCUGUCGAAAGUGCUGGAAUUAUCUGCUGCAUUUCUUUAGCUCUUGGAGCAACUUUUUGUUUUCUCUGUGUUUUUUCAGUAUGCUUUAUGGCGUUUUAUAAGAAAAAGCCUCUAUACACUCUUAAGCCACAUCGAAAUAUAAAUGAGUCCUCAAUAUGGGAGCUUAUGCAAAGUCACUUUACAGAUAAAACAAUAGGGACUAUCAACACUCGCCGUCAAUUUAUACAUGAGUCUCCACCUUCUAACCCUAGUCCAAGCCCUAUUGACGUUCCAGACGACGAUAAAACUGAUGAAAAUAUCUUGGAAGAAUAA
Messenger RNA from Blepharisma stoltei, 969 nucleotides. NCBI's taxonomy places the organism in Eukaryota, Ciliophora, Heterotrichea, Heterotrichida, Blepharismidae. The record is from the annotation of a GenBank genome assembly.